Prosopis cineraria is the source of this 1192-nucleotide messenger RNA. Its product is annotated as acidic endochitinase-like. Gene Ontology annotation, cellular component: extracellular region. Lineage: Eukaryota; Viridiplantae; Streptophyta; Magnoliopsida; Fabales; Fabaceae. The record is from RefSeq and is a predicted model, not a curated record. Gene Ontology annotation, molecular function: chitinase activity. The coding region runs from base 23 to 1030 and encodes 335 amino acids. The transcript has 2 exons. Gene Ontology annotation, biological process: carbohydrate metabolic process.
AAGCAUUCACAGCCCAAAAAGCAUGGCUUCCAUCAAAACACAAGCAUUGAUCCUUCUCUUUUCUCUCAUCACCAUCUGCUUCACCAUCAAGCCCUCUUUUGGUGCUCAAAUAGCCAUUUAUUGGGGCCAGAACGGCAAUGAAGGCUCAUUAACAAGCACAUGUGCCUCUGGAAACUAUGAGAUUGUGCUUCUCGCUUUCCUCCACGUCUUUGGUGCUGGAAGAACGCCGGACUGGAAUUUCGCUGGCCAUUGUGGUAGUUGGGACCCCUGCACUAAACUAGCUCCAGAAAUACAAUUCUGCCAAAGCCAAAACAUCAAAGUGUUCCUUUCCCUUGGAGGAGCCAUUGGAAGCUACUCCAUUGCUUCGGCAGAUGAUGCCAAGGUCGUUGCAAACUACCUUUGGAACAACUUCCUCAGUGGUCAAUAUGGCCCACUAGGAAGUGUUGCCCUAGACGGCAUCGAUUUUGACAUUGAAGGUGGCUCCAAUCUUCACUGGGAAGACCUUGCAAAAGAACUCUAUGCCUUCAAACAACAAAAAACCUUGUACUUAUCAGCAGCCCCACAAUGUUUCAUCCCAGACUAUUACUUAGACACGGCUAUUAAAACUGGUUAUUUUGAUUAUAUCUUUGUCCAGUUCUACAAUAACCCUCCGUGUCAAUACUCAGACGGCAACACCGCUCUCUUGUUUCAAUCUUGGAAUGAUUGGAUAUCUCGUGUUCCAUCAUCUCCUUCCAAUGGGACUGUCUUUCUAGGGUUGCCGGCCACACCCGCCGGAGCUCCAAGCGGUGGAUAUAUCCCAACGGAAGUGAUGAAUUCUCAGGUUCUUCCCUAUGUGAAGCAAUCAUCCAAUUAUGGUGGAGUUAUGCUGUGGAGUAGGUUCCAUGAUAUUCAAAACAACCCUCCAUACAGUGCUCUGAUAAAGCCUUAUGUCCUGAGAUCUGCAUUGAACUUGGCUGCAAAAACUGUGAAUGCAAUUUAUGAAUGCGUGUUUAAUGCAAUCAACAAUAUGUUACCGAAAAGUUUGGCAUAGUACUGGCUACUAGCUAGAGUGCCAUAUCAAUAUCUGAGCAUGUAUGUAUGUGCUUUGCUACGAAUAAAAUAAAAUAACAAUAAGCGAAUGAGCAGAUCCUACAUGCAAGUUAGGUUAUACACCUUCAUGUAUAGGAUCUUGCAUAUCAUUAAUAUUAAAUAA